GGACAAGAUUAUAAAGCCGGCGUGAGCGGCGUCUGCUCGCAAAGCGGUUAGUACACUCCAGGGCAUCGCGAUAAACUCUUUAUUUUCGUAACAUGACCACUCUACGGUGGGGCAUCAUCAGCGCGGGGAAGAUCUCGCACGAUUUCGUGACGGCACUGCGAUCCUUGCCGGUGAACGAGCAUGAUGCGGUCGCCGUUGCGGCACGGCAAUUGUCACGUGCGAAGGAUUUCGCGAAGUUGCACGAGAUCAAGAACGCCUAUGACGAUUAUGCGAAACUGGCUACGGACAAGGAUAUCGAUAUCGUGUAUAUCGGUGCGAUUCAUCCUCAACACUUCGACGUCGCGAUGCUGAUGCUGAAACAUGGCAAGCACGUCCUGUGCGAGAAGCCGUUGACGGUGAACUUGAAGCAGACCACCGAAUUGAUUAAUUACGCAAGGAGCAAGAAACUGUUCCUGAUGGAGGCUGUGUGGAGCCGCUGCUUCCCCGUGUACGACAUUAUCAGAAAGGAGAUUGCAUCUGGCAGCAUAGGCGACAUUCACCAAGUGAUCGUUUCCUUCGGUUUCCAAAUGCCCGACCUAGAUCGGAUAGCCUUGAAAGAGCUGGGCGGUGGCACGAUUCUCGAUCUCGGCAUUUAUUGCUUGCAAUUCGCUUGCCUGGUCUACGACAACGAGAUGCCGGAGAGCAUUAAGGCGACCGGGUUUUUGAACAAGAACGGCGUCGACAUGUCCAUGUCGGCUACCUUGACCUACAAGGGAAGUCGCACCGCGACUAUCAUGACGAGCGCGUUGGUCGAUCUGCCGAAUGAGGCGUACAUCUGCGGCACCAAGGGUACGAUAAAGGUGCCGGACUUUUGGUGCCCGCCGAAGGUGGUGCUGCCGAGCGGCACGAAGACGGUGCCGUUGCCGAAAUUAAAGCACGAGAUAAACUUCAUAAAUUCCGCCGGGCUUUCCUACGAAGCUGCCGAAGCUCGCGACUGCAUUCUGAAAGGUUUGAUAGAAAGUCCGAAGGUAUCGCACGACACAUCUUUGUUACUGGCAAAGCUGGAGGAUGAAUUGCGCAGACAGUUGGGCGUUGUAUACCCUCAAGAUUAAAAACCUAUACAUUUUACAAAUAAAAUACAUACUUAAUUUGUGCUACGAUGCAACGUAUGAUUGUAUCGCAGCACAAAAGAAAAGAUUUUCACACGUCUAAUCAUGAGUCUUAGAACUCUUAAAUUUAUGUUUUCUGUUACAAUGUGCAAUAAAUUUAUAGAUACUUUGUCAUA
This is a messenger RNA of Temnothorax curvispinosus, 1264 nucleotides long. Its product is annotated as trans-1,2-dihydrobenzene-1,2-diol dehydrogenase-like. The transcript has 5 exons. NCBI's taxonomy places the organism in Eukaryota, Metazoa, Arthropoda, Insecta, Hymenoptera, Formicidae. The coding region runs from base 93 to 1091 and encodes 332 amino acids. Gene Ontology annotation, molecular function: nucleotide binding. The record is from RefSeq and is a predicted model, not a curated record.